UUAUUUUACCGAUCCCGCAUUUUAUUAUUUAUUUAUUCUUCCACUGACCUUCAGGCAGUGUAGAAAGCAUUUACGGUAUUUACAAUGGCAGGCGCCACCUUUAAAGAGCACGGAAGCCGAAAACUGCCACUUUCAUCCGGCGGUUUGUGUCAGGAUGGGGAGGGAAGGGAAGGUGAGGGAGGGCCGAACCCACCAACAUCAGCCUCCACUUGGCACUAAAGUUGCCAUAAAAGGGUCAAUAGCUCACCGACAAGGUGGAUUAUCAUCAGCAGUGUAAGUACGGACACUCUCGCACUCUUCACCUUGUGCUGUGUCAACUGAUGCCAAUUGAGUUGCUGUGGAUGCUCUCGUAGGUGCUGUAAAUCUGUGAGAAACUGUCAAAGUCGGCAUGCUGCUCCAGAGGCUGCGUUCCAGGAUUCAGCUGGGCCCCCACAACCACUGUUGGAGGAUCACCAGGACGCUCUCACAAGGUCCCUGGAGAAGCGGCCCCUUUGCCCACCGCAGCGAGCUCCGUCACGCCAAGAGGAUCAUGGUGAAGCUGGGCAGCGCCGUGGUCACCCGAGGCGAUGAGUGCGGCCUGGCCCUGGGCCGGCUGGCGUCGAUCGUGGAGCAGGUGGCGGUGCUGCAGAACCAGGGCCGAGAGAUGAUGAUCGUCACCAGCGGGGCUGUGGCCUUUGGCAAGCAGAGGCUGCGGCACGAGAUCCUGCUGUCCCAGAGUGUCCGGCAGGCACUGCACUCGGGACACAGUCAGCUCAAAGACACGUCGUUGCCCGUGUUGGAGGCCCGGGCGUGUGCGGCCGCCGGCCAGAGUGGCCUGAUGGCGCUGUACGAGGCCAUGUUCUCACAAUACAGCACCUGUACCGCACAAGUUCUGGUGACCAACCUGGAUUUCUGUGACGACCAAAAGCGCCGGAACCUGAACAGCACUCUGCGGGAGCUGCUGCGCAUGAACAUCGUGCCCAUCGUCAACACCAAUGACGCAGUGGUGGCCCCGCCGGAGCCCGACAGCGACCUGCAGGGGGUGAUUAGCAUUAAGGACAACGACAGCUUGGCGGCGCGGCUCGCUGUGGAAAUGGAUGCUGACCUCCUCAUCGUGCUGUCCGACGUGGAAGGACUGUACAACUGUUGCCCUGGAACCGACGACGCCAAGCUUAUCGAUAUCUUCUAUCCUGGAGACCAGCAGUCCAUCACUUAUGGGAUGAAGUCCAGAGUCGGAAUUGGGGGCAUGGAGGCCAAAGUCCACUCAUCCAUCUGGGCACUACAAAGGGGCACCUCGGUAGUCAUAGCCAGCGGCACGCAUCCCAAAGUUACGGGCCACGUCAUUGCCGACAUUGUGGAGGGCAAAAAAGUGGGCACGUUCUUCUCGGAGACCAAGCCGGCCGGCAUGACUGUUGAGCAGCAAACAGAAGUGGCACAUACCGUCUGGAGAAAACUGGCAUCACUGAGUCCGAAGCAGAGGAGCGAUAUCAUCGGCCACCUUGCAAAUCUUUUGAUUGACAGGAAAGACGACAUCCUGUCCGCCAACAAGAUGGACGUGGAUCUGGCCGUCAGCCAGGGUCAGCUGUCGGCUGCCCUGCUGGCGCGUCUGAUCCUGACUCCUUCCAAACUGGACAACCUGGCCGUCGGUCUCCGCCAGAUUGCCUUGGCAGCCCUGGACUGCGUGGGCCGCGUCCUGCGCAGGACCAAGUUGGCCCACAAACUGGAACUGGAACAGAUCACCGUGCCCAUUGGGGUCCUUCUGGUUGCCUUCGACGAACGCCCAGACUGCCUGCCGCAGAUGUCCGCUUUGGCUAUCGCCAGCGGCAACGCUAGUCUGCUGAAGUGCGGCAAAGAGAUGGCCAACACCAACCGCGUCCUCCACCAGCUCACCCAGGAAGCCCUCGCCCUGCAUGACGUCACGCAGGCCGUGCAAAUGGUGAGCACCUGUGAAGAGGUUUGGGACCUCUGCCAACUGGACAAAAUGAUCGACCUGAUUGUCCCUCGCGGCUCAGCCGAGCUGCUGCGAGAUAUCCGGCGGGCCAGCAGCGGCAUCCCAGUGCUGGGCCAUAGCGAGGGAAUCUGCCACGUCUACGUGGACGCCCAAGCCAGUGCCGACAAAGCCCUCAAAAUUGUCCGAGAUUCCAAAUGCGACGACCCGGCAGCGUGCAACUCCAUGGAAACGCUGCUGAUCCAUCAGGAUGUCCUCGGGAUGCCACUCUUCAAUCAGAUGAUUGACAUGCUGCGCGCAGAACGAGUGAAGAUCUAUGGCGGCCCCCGCUUCGCCUCCUACCUAACGUUCGGCCCUAUGGAGGCACGCUCGAUGCGCACUGAGUAUGGCGACCUCGAGUGCUGCAUCGAGUUGGUGGACAGCGCGCAGGCGGCCGUGGAACACAUCCGCAAGUACGGCAGCUCCCACACGGACGUCAUCGUCACGGAAAACGCGGGCACAGCAGAGUGGUUCCUGCAGCAGCUGGACAGCGCCUGCGUCUUCUGGAACGCGAGCUCCCGUUUUGCCGACGGCUACCGCUUUGGACUGGGAGCAGAGGUGGGCAUCAGCACGGCGCGCAUCCACGCCCGCGGCCCCAUGGGCCUGGAGGGGCUGCUCACCACCAAGUGGGUCCUCCGGGGGGAAGGCCACGUGGCCGCCGAUUUUAAUGAGUCGGGCACCAUGAAGUUUCUCCACGAGGAUCUGCGGGCGGGCCCAGCUGAGGAACGGCAACAGCUGAGUUGAAGAAACCUUUUCAUUCAGUGUGAAGUCGCCAUUUGGGACAGGAUGCGCCAGCGAAUUAGAGCAGCAUGAAGACGAGAACCGGACAAAAGCAGUUUGGGUGGUUUGGAGGGUGGAAGAGGAGCCCGAUGAAUUGAAAGAGCGUGCGGAGGUGACAAAACGCAUGGCAAUUGAAUUAACGAGGGGCACCUGCAAAAAUGAUUUACUUUUUGGGUUGCAGGGCUCACAUGGAGCUGAAUGGGAUGAGAACAAGGAGCAGUUGCACAAACGAAGCAAGCGGCGCACCGAUGAGGAUCAUCUGUCAACGGGCUGCCUGAAAAUGCCGAACAGGCGGGGCCAGAGUAUUGAGCUUUGUGUUGCGCCUCGUGGGCGUGGUCGGGGUGGGUUGUCAAUAUUUCUGAUGGGAACGGUGGCAGUGGCGGGCGGUGCGUUUGGAGCCGGCGGUGGAACCCGUGUCUUUGUGGGCACUCGAGUGCUCUUUGGCAAGGCGUGUUGUUGGAGAUGGUCAGCUAGUUGUUUGGCUUGUCUGGAUCCAGAGUAACUUUGUGGCGUUUGUCAGUUGGGAAGCUGCUUUGUGGGCGACAGUGUAGGCAGGGUUGGAGGAAGGGCUCUGUCAUACCAUCAAGGAAAAACAUUUUGUCUGUGUUUCAGGGUCGCGCAGGCACCGGACCGCAUGAGGGGGGUCGCAAGAGGAUCUCGGACCAGGUGAAACAGCAGAGCCAUCGAACUCGCAGCCUUCCUGUCCAGUUGAAUCCCGGAUGGUCAGCGUGGUGCCGCUGCGGCGGGAUGUGCCCAUCGGCGACAACCUACGACACGGCAUUUCGGCGGUUUUAUCCUCGGCCGUCGAGUGGGUGGUCAUCUGAGUGCUGUACCUGAGACGGACGAACGGCCCAAGGUCCUGACGAAGAGGCUGAUGGGGCGCUUCCGGGGCUCUCUACUCAGAUUCCCACUGACGCAGCCG
Hippocampus comes (tiger tail seahorse) is the source of this 3668-nucleotide messenger RNA. RefSeq names its product aldehyde dehydrogenase 18 family, member A1 (gene aldh18a1). The transcript has 20 exons. Gene Ontology annotation, molecular function: ATP binding; glutamate 5-kinase activity; glutamate-5-semialdehyde dehydrogenase (NADP+) activity. Lineage: Eukaryota; Metazoa; Chordata; Actinopteri; Syngnathiformes; Syngnathidae. Bases 389 to 2710 code for a protein of 773 amino acids. Gene Ontology annotation, cellular component: mitochondrion. The record is from RefSeq and is a predicted model, not a curated record.